This is a messenger RNA of Colias croceus (clouded yellow), 3611 nucleotides long. RefSeq names its product ER degradation-enhancing alpha-mannosidase-like protein 3 (gene Edem2). NCBI's taxonomy places the organism in Eukaryota, Metazoa, Arthropoda, Insecta, Lepidoptera, Pieridae. Gene Ontology annotation, cellular component: endoplasmic reticulum; membrane. Gene Ontology annotation, molecular function: mannosyl-oligosaccharide 1,2-alpha-mannosidase activity; calcium ion binding. The transcript is spliced from 10 exons. The coding region runs from base 194 to 2719 and encodes 841 amino acids. The record is from RefSeq and is a predicted model, not a curated record. Gene Ontology annotation, biological process: endoplasmic reticulum mannose trimming; mannose trimming involved in glycoprotein ERAD pathway; carbohydrate metabolic process.
UCAACCCAACACAGUAAAAUCACAGUAAAAUAUCCAGUCUGAUUGUAGACUGAUUUAGUUUUUGUUUAACUGUAUCAGUGCCCACAUUUUGAUUUUGCUAUGUUAUACAUUGUAAAUUGUUUAUGAUAACCACUACUCGUUUAUCCUAAGUUCCGUUCAGUGUUAUUUAAAUGCUAGACCAUAACUUUGUGAUAUGGUGAUAAUGACAUGUUAUCGUGUGCUCUUAGUUUUUAUUUUAGCAAUAAUAUGUGUGAGUACAGAGGAGGAAACUACACAGAGAAUGACAAAGGCUGAGAGGGUCAGACUGAGGGAAGAGUCCCGUCGCAUGUUCUACCAUGCGUAUAAUGCGUACAUGGACAACGCGUACCCGGCGGACGAGCUGAUGCCGCUCAGCUGCCAGGGGCGAUGGCGGGGAGUCACUCCCAGUAGAGGGGACAUGGACGAUGUGCUGGGCAACUUCUCACUAACCCUGGUGGACAGCCUGGAUACAUUAGCCGUGAUGGGAGACUUCUCCGAAUUCAGCCGAGCCAUUAAACUGGUGAUCCGUGACGUCACGUUUGAUCAUGACAUCAUUGUGUCGGUUUUUGAGACAAACAUACGGAUGGUUGGAGGGCUUCUCUCAGCACACGUAUUGGCGACAGCCCUCAAGAACGAAGUGCCAGCCCUGCAUUGGUAUAACGGGGAGCUUCUACGGAAAGCUGAAGACCUGGGCAGAAGGUUACUGCCCGCUUUCAAUACGUCUACAGGCAUUCCACAUGGCAGGGUGAACCUCCGCCACGGUAUCCGAGGGUUGUCAGAAUCACGGGAAACAUGCACCGCGUGCGCUGGAACCAUGAUACUAGAGAUGGCAGCCCUGUCGCGAUUAACUGGUAACCCUGUGUUCGAGCAGAAAGCGCACAAAGCUAUGGACGGCUUGUGGAAGAUUCGGCAUAGAACUUCCGACCUAAUGGGCACAGUGAUAAACAUACACUCUGGUGACUGGGUCCGCAAAGACUCGGGUGUUGGCGCGGGCAUAGACUCGUACUACGAGUACUGUCUCAAAGCGUACAUCUUGCUCGGAGACGAGAAGUACCUGGCCAGGUUCAAUAGGCACUAUAACGCGGUCAUGAAGUACAUAAGCAGGGGUCCCAUUAUGCUGGCCGUGCAUAUGCAUAGACCGCACCUCCAGUCCCGCAACUUCAUGGACGCCCUACUCGCGUUCUGGCCCGGGCUGCAAGUGCUGCUCGGUGACGUGCGGCCCGCGGUCGAGACGCACGAGAUGCUGUACCAGGUGAUGCAGCGGCACACCUUCAUACCGGAGGCGUUCACUAGUGACUUCCAAGUGCACUGGGGUCAACACCCACUCCGUCCAGAAUUCCUGGAGUCCACAUACUUCCUGCACCGCGCUACGGAAGACGAUCACUACCUACAAGUCGGCAAAACUGUACUGAAAGCGUUACAGCAAUACACCAGAGUGCCUUGUGGUUAUGCAGCCGUGAAUGACGUCAGAACAAGGAUACAUGAGGACAGAAUGGAUUCCUUUGUCCUUGCAGAGACGUUCAAAUACUUGUAUAUGUUGUUUGGCGAAGAUAAAGACUUGCCUAUUCAAUUGGAAGACUAUGUGUUGACGACGGAAGCUCAUUUCCUACCGUUGUCUUUGGCGACAGAUGGGAAGAAUUCGACCUACUUGAAUAUAAAGAUCGAUGAUGAGGAUGACGAUAAAUAUCGAAAAACGUGUCCCAACACAGCGUCCCUAGUGGCUGAGAAAGUCCGUCGUCCAAUGCGACAAAUGCUUGGCAGUACGGCCGCCAGACCGCCGGCCAGACUCCGCCCACUCAAUGACCCGAGGCAGAUACACGCAUUGGCUGAUAUGGGCAUAUCAGUACUGACGCUGGCCGAUGGGAGGGUGCAACUGCUCUAUACGGCUAUUACGGCUAAAUCCCAAAAAGACGCAGCGGAGGGACUCACAUUUAUGCGCGAAAUGUCUAAAUGGAACGCACUCAGUGACUCAGAAAAUGGCGUAGUUGCGGCAGGAGUCAAAAUCACCGACAAAAUCUUCCCAGCUGGCCCUGGCCAUUUCGGGAAAGAAAUAACCGGCAACGAAAGAUACGUGGGCACAGUUAACUUCGCGUAUCCGUCAGAUGCAUGUUCUGCCAUCAAGAAUAAAGACGAAAUUUCUGGAAAGUUUGCCAUUGCCAAAAGGGGACAGUGCACCUUCGCACAAAAGGUCCGGAACCUUCAAGAUGCUGGAGCACAUUUGGCCAUAGUCCUGGACAAUGUUAAAGAGUCGACUCACGAAAGCACAGCUCUCUUCGCUAUGUCCGGAGAUGGAAAAGAUGACAUACAAAUCCCAGCGGUAUUCCUUUUCUCCAAAGAAGGAGCUUUCCUCAAAGCGGCGCUCAAAGAAAAUCCAGGAUUGAUUCUAGUGGUUGGAGAACUCAAGUCCAUGAAGCGGGAAUACGAGAACAGCUGUGAUAACGGGAACUGCGACUUGCUAGAGAGCCCGGUGUCAAUGGACAAAGAGUCGUUUGACUUGAAACGCGUUCUGAGCCAAUUAAUAACGCAAUUUGAACUCAAUGUCUCUAACGAGGACAGUCAAAAAACCUGUGAGGAUUCGAGCGAACUAUUGAAGGACAAACAAGAAGAUGACUCCGCGAAAGUUUGUAAACUAAAGGACGAAGAUAUUAAAAUAAAAGAAACCGUUGAAGUGAAAACACACGACAAAAAAGACGGCGUAUGAAGUUUUAAACGUGUUUGUAUAUACAGAUGUAAGUGAAGAUGUGUAUAAAUGUGUAAAUAUCGGUUGUAAGGGGGUAUAUCGUGCCUUGGAAUAUUUACGAAUUCCACGUUUUAAUUUAACGAUCAUACAGCAAUAACUCCGUUCCUACAAUCGUAUUGGGAAUUGACUACUAUUUGAAAAUAUUUGAAGUACAUAAUAUAGGUACUAAAUGACGCGAAAUCUAUGGCCGUAUUUUAAAAUCCGUUUGUUAUAAAUGAAUAAAGCAAUAAUUAAUUGUUCCUAGUAUUACCGAGUAGUGUAAUUUACUUUCAAUUGUAAAUGUUACACGAUGUUUGAUACAAUAUAUUUUAUGCAUGAGUUAUGUAGGUUUGGAUUACAAAAUAUGCGUACGAAACAUGCGCAAAUUUUGUGUGAGUCUUUAGACAUAAAUUCUACCAUUAAUAUUUUAUAGUUCAUAUAUGAUUAUAUUUAUAUGUUUCAUGAAUAUGAAUUGAAUGGUGAGUACAUAGGCUUUAAUCUACCUCUAGUGAGUCACAUGUGAUAUUUUUAAACCACGAACAAAAUCGCGGGAUAAAGUAAGUGUAUCACGAAUAGUUCAAGACAUUGCAAUAAAAUAUAUGAGAUAGACGUUUUAAUAUACAAGGUGUCCCACUAUUGGUAUACUAAGCGCUAAGGGACUUGUAGUUUUGCAUACACUGAUCAUGUAAAAAAUAUUUAAACAACAAAAUUACGUUAAAAAAAUUUUUCUAAAUUUUUCCUGAAUAUCCAUGUUUUUUUCUCUAUCUUCGCACAGCCGGCAUAUACCGCUUCUCUAAUGUGAGCAUUUUGUCUACGAAAACAUAAUCCCACCAAAAACAUUUUCAUGUAAAAUGUUGCCAAGACGAGCCCAUAU